Messenger RNA from Dromiciops gliroides (monito del monte), 3262 nucleotides. It is a transcript of the gene APPL2, whose product is annotated as adaptor protein, phosphotyrosine interacting with PH domain and leucine zipper 2. Lineage: Eukaryota; Metazoa; Chordata; Mammalia; Microbiotheria; Microbiotheriidae. Gene Ontology annotation, biological process: signaling. Gene Ontology annotation, cellular component: endosome membrane; cytoplasm. The record is from RefSeq and is a predicted model, not a curated record. Gene Ontology annotation, molecular function: protein binding.
CCGCGGCCGGACACGGGAGGGCUCCGGGUCCGGCAGCCACAGCUGGGAGCCCUACGUGUCACUGCGAGCAGCUGCGGCGGCGGCUGCGGCGGCCCCCCGGGACCCGGAUAGCACCCGGGCAGCAGCCCGAGCGAGCGAGCAUCAUGCCGGCUGUGGACAAGCUCCUGCUAGAGGAGGCGCUGCAGGACAGCCCCCAGACUCGUUCCUUACUGAGUGUCUUUGAAGAAGAUGCAGGAACCCUCACAGACUAUACAAACCAGUUGCUUCAGGCCAUGCAGCGAGUUUAUGGAGCCCAGAAUGAGAUGUGCUUAGCUACCCAACAACUUUCCAAGCAGCUACUGGCAUAUGAGAAACAGAAUUUUGCUCUUGGCAAAGGAGAUGAAGAAGUCAUAACCACCCUCCACUAUUUUUCCAAGGUGGUGGAUGAGCUUAACCUUCUCCAUACAGAGCUGACAAAGCAACUGGCAGACACCAUGGUACUUCCCAUCAUUCAGUUUCGAGAAAAAGAUCUCACAGAAGUCAGCACCUUAAAGGAUCUCUUUGGCCUUGCAAGCAAUGAACAUGACCUGUCCAUGGCAAAAUACAGCCGGCUGCCAAAGAAAAAAGAGAAUGAAAAGGUGAAGUCUGAGGUUGCAAGAGAGGUGGCCACAGCCCGGAGGAAACAGCAUCUCUCAUCCCUCCAGUACUAUUGUGCCCUGAAUGCUCUUCAGUACAGGAAGAGGAUUGCAAUGAUGGAGCCCAUGUUAGGAUAUGCCCAAGGACAGAUAAACUUCUUUAAGAAAGGAGCUGAGAUGUUUUCCAAAAGGAUGGACAGCUUUUUAUCUACCACUAGAGCCAUGGUCCAAAGCAUACAGGAGGAAUCGGAGGCCGAGGUAGAGAAGAUGCGGCUGUCCCAGCAGGAGCUGCUCUCUGUCGAUGAAUCUGUUUACACCCCGGAUUUUGAUGUCGCUGCACCAGCCAUCAACAGGAACCUCAUCCAGAAGGCCGGUUACCUCAAUCUCAGAAACAAAACUGGAUUGGUCACCACCACGUGGGUGAGGCUCUACUUCUUCACUCAAGGUGGGAACCUCAUGUGUCAGCCUCGUGGCGCUGUCGCUGGUGGCUUGAUCCAAGCUGACAACUGCUCUGUGAUGGCUGUGGACUGUGAGGACCGGCGUUACUGUUUCCAGAUUACCACACCAACGGGAAAAUCGGGGAUAACCCUUCAAGCUGAAAGCAAAAAGGAAAAUGAGGAGUGGAUAUGUGCCAUCAACAACAUCUCCAGGCAAAUCUACCUGACUGACAACCCUGAGGCUGUGGCCAUCAAGUUGAAUCAGACAGCUCUCCAGGCAGUGACGCCAAUCACAAGCUUUGGAAAAAAACAGGACCCCUCACGCUCGAGCCAGAACCAGAAGCAUUCAGAUUUAGAAAAUGACAAGAUGGUCCCUAACACACCAGCUAGAGUCCCUGAUGCAGACCAGUUAAUCGUACCCGGAACGCCUAUUCAAUUUGAUAUCGUCCUUCCUGCUACUGAAUUUCUGGAUCAGAAUCGAAGUGGCAGGCGCACAAACCCAUUUGGCGAAUCUGCAGAUGAAAAUCACCCCAAUGAAGAGGAUUCCCUGUUGCAGCAGAUGUUUAUAGUUCGGUUUUUAGGAUCCAUGGCUGUCAAAACAGACAGCACCAGCGAGGUGAUUUAUGAAGCCAUGAGACAAGUGUUAGCCGCACGUGCGAUCCAUAAUAUCUUCCGCAUGACAGAAUCUCAUCUGAUGGUCACCAGCAAAACUCUGAGGCUGAUCGACCCUCAAACCCAAGUGACAAGGGCCAGCUUUGAACUCACCAGCGUCACGCAGUUUGCAGCCCAUCAAGAAAAUAAGAGAUUAUUUGGUUUUGUUGUGCGUGUUCCCGAGUCUGCUGGAGAAGAAUCCCUGAGCACAUACGUGUUUGAGAGCAACACAGAGGGAGAAAAGAUCUGUUAUGCUAUUAGCUUGGGGAAAGAAAUUAUUGAGGCUCAGAAGGACCCUGAAGCACUAGCUCAGCUGAUGCUCUCCAUGCCACUGACCAAUGACGGAAAGUUUGUGUUACUGAACGACCAGCCGGAUAGUGAAGAUGGAAACCCCAGUGAAAACAAAGGAGCCGAGUCGGAGGCAUAAGCCCAUUUUUGCUGGUGGUGGAGAAGAUACCGGGGAGCCCCUCUCUACGGGGGUUCUCAGUGUUUCUCACCGCUGGGCAGUUUUUGAAUUCUGACAAUCAAUCGCAGAAUGUUUCAUCCAAGCCUUGGUGCUGUGAGACCGAGAAGGAACUACAGUAAGACACGGCUGCCGAUGUCUCAUUUCUGCCGAGUUUAAAAUGUUUUAGGUACUUUAUAGCAAAGGCCUUGUCCUUGUUUGCAUUAUAUAGUUCUGAAUGAAGGUUGAGGGGGGAAAAAUGCACUGUUCGCUUUAUUUUUCAAUGAAGUCAUCCCUCUCCCCUCAGUUCCCAGCGUCCUAAGUGUGGCUGUAACCUGGAUUUACAAUUUGAUAAACACUAAAUGUUUCCUAUUAAUAUAUAAUCUAUUUUUGUACUUCAUCUAAUGAGCUUCAAGUGCCUCUCAUUCUUACAUGACCAAGCUGUAAAGAAACACAUUCACAGAGGCCGCUAUUCUCUGACUCCUGGGCUUGAGGGUUCCCUCCCCUCGGGUGGGGGAGUUAGCUGCCUGAGACGCAGGGACAAGUCUGGCUUCAGACAGCCAUCCCAUGCAUUGAUCAUACAAUAAAAACCUGAGCACAAUAAGACGUAUGAUUUUGUAGUGAAGUGGAACACAACCAGCAUCCAGGAGGCCCUGGAACAAGGGGCAGACCUUCCCCACCCCACCCACCCCAUGCCCGCAGCGGUGGAGCCCCUAUGGAAAGUCACAUGCUGCUCUCUAGAUUCCUGUUUCUGCUGAGCCAGACCUGUCCCAGGAAAGGGACCAACUGUUUCUCAAGUGGAUUGAGCCACAACCGGGAAAGGCUGGAAUUCAAAGCCCAGUUAUCCACCCUCCCCGCUCCCCUCCUCCAUAAAAACUUAAUAUUCUUCCUACUGAUACCUUAACCAGAUCUGAUGAUGGAGUCGAGUGUCUUCCCCAGCUGGAUUUCUGGUCUGCCUCUGAGCCCUGUAAUCCUCCCCCUUCCACGAAAUAAGCAGACAGGAAUGAUGGUCUUGAAUUGGUAUGGUUUAUAGUGACAGAGUCUGACAAUUCACAGCUGUCUUUGUUAUUAAACUAGUCUAGCAAAGAAACGCUAGAAAAUAAAAAAAGUCUGUAUCA